This is a messenger RNA of Quercus lobata, 2665 nucleotides long. RefSeq names its product Plant calmodulin-binding protein-like protein. Bases 556 to 2283 code for a protein of 575 amino acids. The record is from RefSeq and is a predicted model, not a curated record. The transcript has 4 exons. Lineage: Eukaryota; Viridiplantae; Streptophyta; Magnoliopsida; Fagales; Fagaceae. Gene Ontology annotation, molecular function: calmodulin binding.
CCCAUGCUUCAGUUACCCUGUGGGACCUGUUUCUCUGUGUCUUGGAUUCUGUAACAUACGCGCAGAGAGAGAGAGAGAGAGAGAGAGAGAAGAGCAGAGCAGAGAAGAAAACGCCACCCAACCAGAAAAAUAGAAAGAAGCUAUAGCAUAGCAUAUCAACAGAAACAGUUGCUUGCUUGCACGAUCUCUUUAAGCAAAUCCCAAAAAUAUAUAUAAUAGUAGUAUUUCUUUAUUAUAGAUAAAGCAAAAAAGAAAAGAAAAGAGGGUGGCUUUUCUCUCUUACGAUCGUUCCCUUUCAGUUUCAGAAUUUCAUGUGUUUUGUUUCUUUUCGUCCUUUACACACAUGGGUUCGCUGAAAGUUGAGAUUUUGAUGGUGGGUUUGGGUGUACAUAAAGCUUUGACAAGGCACCACCGCUUCUGCACUAUUGGUUUCGUGUUGUGGGUUAAAGAUCUUGUGGAAAUAUUUCCUGCUUGGAGUUGUCUAUAAUUCAAAAUUUUGACUAGAUCUUGGGUUUUCUCUUGUGAGUUUUGUUCUGUAUAUCUCUUUCCUACCUGAUGGCUGAGGAGAAUGUCAAUUUACCAGCGACCCCAGAGACAAUUAAGCCAAAUGGGAAUAGUUUGAGAGGAAACUCUACGGGAAAAGCAAGCUCUUUAAACAGUGGAGAAAUUGUUCCUCAUUAUCUCAGGGUGUCUACUGGUUCCUGUCAUGAUUUUUGUAAAUAUGGGAGGAAACAUGCAUUUGAAGGAAAGGCAAGAUGUCCUAUACUGAAAAAAGUUGUAAAAAAACCACCUGACAGCGAAAACCCAUUAGUGAGAGUGGAUCUGCCAGAGAUGAAGAAGAUGACAGUGGUCAGGCUCGAGCCUUCACCUGACUCCAAAACCCAUUUAUCUGAUGUUCCUCAGACCAUUAAACAGAAAGUGUCAACAAAAUCACCUGGCAGCAAAAAUCCUGGAGAAAGUAAAUUUCUGACAGAGAGGAAGAAGAUGUCAGGGGUCAAGUUUAAAUCUUCCCCUUAUUCAAACACACAUAAAUCUAAUACCCAAAAACCCAUGAAGGCAGAAGUGUCAUCGUCUCCCAAAAAGGUGGAAGCUUCUUCGAGAAAAGGUUCAUCAAAAGCUAAAGAUUUAAACUUGUCCGCAAAACAUGCUACCCCUUUGAAGCCAAAAUCUGUGGCAGUGAAACCAAUGUCUUCUCCUAAUUCCUCAGGAGGUAUAAGUGGCCUAAGAAAGAGUGAUGUCAAGAUUGGCAAGAUGACGGGGACCUUAAAAGUAGCUGUAAAGAAAGCCCUGGCUUCCCCACAAGCCUCGUUGUCAUCGAAUUCUUCUGUCAAUAGAGUAGCUGUAAAGAAAGCCCUUGCCUCCCCACAAGCCUCAUUGUCAUCAAAUUCUUCUGUCAAUAGAGUAGCUGUAAAGAAAGGCCUGGCUUCCACACGAGCCUCAUUGUCAUCAAAUUCUUCUGUCAAUAGAGUUGCAAAUUCAAAUGAAAGAAAGCUCAGGAACAAGAAAGUUGUGUCUCCCCUUAUGAAUCAGAACAAGAUUAGAAAAGCUGAACCUAAGCAACCCAACAAUGAAGAGGUCCCAGAGAAAACCUUGUAUGUCAUCAAGGUGGAAACUGAGAACAAACCUUUGAAAUCUGCUCAAAAUGAAAGAAUUGCAAUUGAACUGUCACAUGCUCUAUCAUCAUCACUGAAGUCUACAUCCCUCCCAAAUAUUCUGUCUUCUUCAACCCAUGAAGAAGAAUAUCAAGAGGAGUCUGAAUAUACAAUGAGUGAAGCAGAAGAUGACUCACCCUUGGAAAAUAGUGAACUUGAGGAUACUGAAGAAGCAGACACCUUGGAAGAGGGAUACAAAGGGAGGCCCAGAAAGGCUGGGAUGGUUUUUUCUGAAGAUAAAAAUUCCCAACCUUCAAAAUUGAAGUUCAGGCAGGGGAAGGUGGUUGAUAUUCAGUCUGCAAAUAACAGUCCAAGGAGGCUCAAAUUUAGGCAAGGUAGAAUGUUGGGGGAGAACCAAAUUGUCAAGGCCAAUGCCCGAAGGAGAGGCUUUAAAAGGACAGGUAGAGGUGAUGGUGACACAAAGAGUAUGGAAGCUGAUCCACCAAAAGUUGUUUUGAGGCAUCAAGAUAUGCAGGGGAAGAAAGAUGCUCAGGGUUUGUUUAAUAAUGUAAUAGAAGAAACGGCAAGUAAACUUGUUGAAGCCCGGAAGAGCAAGGUUAAGGCCUUGGUUGGUGCUUUUGAAACUGUGAUCUCCCUCCAAGAGAAAAAACCUGCAAACGUUGUUGCUUAAGUUUUAGAGAAAGAAAAAAAAAAUUUAACAUUCUGUAACUUCGUUGUUUUGUAAAGGAAUGAUAGGAAAAUAAAUCUAAGCUUGUAAUGGAGAAGUGAAUUAACAAGCUUAUGAAGCUGCAGCAGCAUAAUAGUAGAUUGCUACAAUUGACAUUACAGGCCUGGGUGUAGAGUUUAGUGGAGAGUGUGGUGUGUACUGAUCUUAACAUGCUUCAUAUACAUGUUUCUGAAGGGUAUGCUGCUUCUUGCUUUCCUUUUGAAUUUCAUACCUUGUGUGAUUGAUUUGUAUCUUGUGAAUAAAUCCAGCAUAUCCUUGACUUCAUGUACUUUACUCUUUGAGUGGGAGAAAAAAAAACUAUACAAUUGUUCAUCAUUUAGUUGUA